AUGGGGUCCCUUCCAGCAGUCGUCGACUUCGAUGCCCCGAGUGACAGGGUAUUGAGCCCAUCUGUGCUGGCUCAUGUGGUCUUGCGCACCCAGAAGUUCCAGGAAAUGCGUGAUUUCUACACCACCUUCCUCGGUGGUCAUGUCACCCACGGAAAUGACUUUAUAUGUUUCAUCACCUACGACCAUGAGCACCACCGUAUCGCCCUGAUCCAGACCCCUGACACUGGGCCAAAGGUGCCUACCAGCUCGGGCUUGCACCACAUUGCGUUCACGUUCGACGACUUGCAGACUCUCCUGCUGUCAUAUCGCCAGCGCAAGGCCCGAGGCAUAGUGCCGACCUGGGGCGUCAACCAUGGCACUACAAUCUCGCUCUACUACAAGGAUCCGGACGGGAACCUGCUCGAGACUCAAGUCGAUUGCUUCGACACCGCCGCCGAAGCCACAGAGUACAUGAUGAGCAAGGAGUUCGCCGAGAACCCGAUCGGUGCAGAUUUCGACCCGGAGGACUUGAUCGAUAGGAUCAGGAAGGGAGAGCCCGAGGCCGACCUGAAGCGCCGAGCCAAUGUUGGACCCAGGACGCGGCCAAACCUUGACUGA
Fonsecaea multimorphosa CBS 102226 is the source of this 597-nucleotide messenger RNA. RefSeq lists its product as uncharacterized. The record is from RefSeq and is a predicted model, not a curated record. The transcript has 2 exons. Lineage: Eukaryota; Fungi; Ascomycota; Eurotiomycetes; Chaetothyriales; Herpotrichiellaceae. The coding region runs from base 1 to 597 and encodes 198 amino acids.